Penicillium egyptiacum is the source of this 762-nucleotide messenger RNA. Lineage: Eukaryota; Fungi; Ascomycota; Eurotiomycetes; Eurotiales; Aspergillaceae. The record is from the annotation of a GenBank genome assembly.
AUGGCGUCCUACCUAGUGACUGGCUGUUCUCGAGGGCUUGGAUUGGCGCUGAUCACCCGUUUGGCAAAAUUGCCGAAAACUGAGGUGGGGACAAUCAUCGCCACCGCGCGACAGGACAAUUCUGGUCGAUUGAAGGAAAUUGCAACUGCCUCAUCGGGGCGAGUGCAGAUAGUCAAGUUAGAUGUCACCAAUGAAUCCAGUGUGAAAGAGGCCGUGGUGACAGUAGAGCACCAACUACAAGGGAAAGGGCUGGACUAUUUGGUCAACAACGCCGGAGUCAGUGACUGGUCCCCAACAGGACUGGAAGGAAUGGACAAUCUAAACGAGACGGUCAAUGUCAACGUUACUGCACCACAUCUUGUAUCGCGCGCUUUCCUGCGACUUCUGCGCAAAGGCGGGAAGAAAACAAUGAUCAACAUGUCGACGACUUUAGGCUCCAUUGCUAUGGCUGAUGCGUUUCGACCCCUGUCAACGCCGGCAUAUAAGAUCUCAAAGGCCGCAUUAAACAUGCUCACUGUGCAAUAUGCCCAGCAAUAUGCAGAUGAGGGCUUCACCUUUCUUGCAAUUAGUCCUGGUUGGCUUCGCACGGACCUUGGUGGCCAUCGAGCAGAUCUUUCGGUUGAAGUAGGUGCAGAGAAGGUACUCGAUAUUAUAAAAAAAGCAACACCGGAGCAGAACGGAAGACUUGUGAACAUACAUGUCCCUGGAUGGGAGACACGAGAGGGUCCAAAUCAGUAUGAUGGGAAAGAGAUCCCUUGGUAA